AUGUACCUCCCACCCAGCCGUCGCCUCUCCCUCCUCCCGCCGUUGCUUCUCACUCCUCCCCGCCGUCGCCUCUCCCUCCUCGCCAUCGCCUCUCACUCCUCCCCGCCGUCGCCUCUCGCUCCUCCCUGCCGUCGCCUCUUCCUCCUCCCCCGCCGUCGCCUCUCCCUCCUCCCCGCCGUCGCCUCUCCCUCCUCCCCGCCGUCGCCUCUCCCUCCUCCCCGCCGUCGCCUCUCCCUCCUCCCCGCCGUCGCCUCUCCCUCCUCCCCGCCGUCGCCUCUCCCUCCUCCCCGCCGUCGCCUCUUUCUCCUCCUCGCCAUUGCCUCUCCCUCCUCCCCGCCGUCGCCUCUCCCUCCUCCCCCCGUUGUCUCUCACUCCUCCCCGCCGUCGCCUCUCCCUCCUCCCCGCCGUCGCCUCUCCCUCCUUCUCGCCGUCGCCUCUCCCUCCUCCCCGCCGUCGCCUCUCGCUCCUCCCCGCCGUCACCUCUUCCUCCUCCCCGCCGUCGCCUCUUGCUCCUCCCCGCCGUCGCCUCUCCCUCCUCCCCGCCGUCGCCUCUCCCUCCUCCCCGCCAUCGCUUCUCGCUCCUCCCCGCCGUCGCCUCUCCCUCCUCCCCCCGUCGCCUCUUGCUCCUCCCCGCCGUCGCCUCUCCCUCCUCCUCGCCGUCACCUCUUUCUCCUCCCCGCCAUCACCUCUCCCUCCUCCCCGCCGUCGCCUCUCCCUCCUCCCCGCCGUCGCCUCUCGCUCCUCCCCGCCAUCGCCUCUUCCUCCUCCCCCGGCGUCGCCUCUCCCUCCUCCCCGCCGUCGCCUCUCCCUCCUCCCCGCCGUCGCCUCUCCCUCCUCCCCGCCGUCGCCUCUCCCUCCUCCCCGCCGUCGCCUCUCCCUCCUCCCCGCCGUCGCCUCUCCCUCCUCCCCGCCGUCGCCUCUCCCUCCUCCCCGCCGUCGCCUCUUUCUCCUCCCCGCCGUCGCCUCUCCCUCCUCCCCGCCGUCGCCUCUCCCUCCUCCCCGCCGUCGCCUCUCGCUCCUCCCCGCCGCCGCCUCUUCCUCCUCCCUGCUGUCGCCUCUUCCUCCUCCCUGCUGUCGCCUCUUCCUCCUCCCUGCUGUCGCCUCUACCUCCUCCCCACCGUCGCCUCCGGCGACAGGUGCCCGGAGCGCAAGCGCGGGUUGGUGCGCGAGCCCGGGUUGGUGAGCGCGGGUUGUUUCCUGAGGCGCCGUGGGUAUCAGGUUCGUUCCCUGUCCUUUCAUCCUCCUCCCGCCCUCUGA
Molecule: messenger RNA, 1257 nt
Organism: Closterium sp. Yama58-4
Lineage: Eukaryota; Viridiplantae; Streptophyta; Zygnematophyceae; Desmidiales; Closteriaceae
Source: the annotation of a GenBank genome assembly